This is a messenger RNA of Anguilla rostrata (American eel), 2086 nucleotides long. Its product is annotated as sphingosine 1-phosphate receptor 2-like. Lineage: Eukaryota; Metazoa; Chordata; Actinopteri; Anguilliformes; Anguillidae. Bases 956 to 2080 code for a protein of 374 amino acids. Gene Ontology annotation, biological process: adenylate cyclase-activating G protein-coupled receptor signaling pathway; sphingosine-1-phosphate receptor signaling pathway; regulation of metabolic process. The record is from RefSeq and is a predicted model, not a curated record. Gene Ontology annotation, molecular function: sphingosine-1-phosphate receptor activity. The transcript has 2 exons. Gene Ontology annotation, cellular component: plasma membrane; cytoplasm.
CUGCACCGUGGGCGGGCGGGCGCGCGCGCGUGCGAGCGGGGAUGCGAGCACACAUGCUUGCGCGUCUGUGUGCAAGUAGUUGUGCAGCUGGUGUCCAGGGAAUACAGUACGCUUUCGAAUACCGGGAUCACGCGCAACGAGAGCGCAAAAAUUGGGGAGGAAGUGAGAAGGUGGGUGGGGGGAAAGAAAACAUCUGGACCUCAUUUGUAGCUGGAGGAGAGAAAUAAAAAAAGAACUUCAGUAGAAGGGUCCGUUUUAGCCCUGAACGUUUUCCAUCGGUUUCCACAAACAAAAGAAGAGAGACAACGAGAGAGCGAGAGAGUUCUUCUUACUUUUCGGAAUCAAGCUUUAGCGACGUCCUAUGGAGUAUCCGUUUUAAUGUCCCGCAUCAGGACAAUGGGAACCCACUGAGUCCUUAUCGGCGCGAUGAGGGCUAGGCUACAAUCGCCCCAUCUUGGAAUCUGUCACAAAGGAGAUAGCGGCAGAUGUUUCAAACGUCCUGCAUACUGCCUUUAAUUACCCUUAUAAUUGGGACUGUAUAAACGCCGCUUUAAACCCCAGCGUUUGGAUUUCUAAGGAAACUGUCUCAAUACAUAACGUGAGCAAUGGAGGCGACAUAAGAAAUAGUUUCAUACAUGGCUAGUAGACUUUUUCAUGAUUAUGACUAACUGUUAAUCUUUUUUUACCAGUAGGCUAGCCUACCAGUAUUUUGAAAAGUGUAUACGUAGCCUAGCCGACAGAAGUCACUGAAUAUUAGGCUACUUAUAAAACCAACAUUUGAAAGCAAAUGCAAACGCUACAAACAGCUUCUUCACCUCGGGUUACGAAUAUGGGGUGACCUCAUUUGGACAUCCUGGGCAGCUGUGGCUGGGAGGGGGGAAGUCAUUCAAGCUCUGCAGCUCCCCACCCCCACCCAGACCCCUCCCCCCGCCCCCCCACACGCACUCCAAAGAGAAUGAACAUUUGUCCCAGUGCUGCAGCCUGUCGUGUUGUCGCCACGGGAACCAUGUACCAGGACUACUACAACGUGUCCGUCAUCCAGGUCUACUACCGCUACGCCAAGGAUAUGAGCCAGGAGGAGCUGGAGAAGCGCAUGCGCAGCGGGGCGGGACUGAGCGCGCUCUCCCUGGCCCUCCUGGUGGUCUGCAGCGUCAUCAUCCUGGAGAACGUCCUGGUGCUGGCAGCCGUCUGCCGCAACAAGAAGUUCCACACCGCCAUGUUCUUCUUCAUCGGCAACUUGGCCUUCUCCGACCUGCUGGCCGGCUCCGCCUACAUUGCCAACGUGCUGCUGUCGGGCCCCCGGACGUUCCGCCUGGCGCCCGUGGAGUGGUUCGUGCGCGAGGGCACGGCCUUCAUCGCCCUGGCGGCCUCCGUCUUCAGCCUGCUGGCCAUCGCCAUCGAGCGCUACGUUGCCAUCACCAAGGUGAGGGUGUACGGCUCCAGCGGGGGCUGCCGGGUGUUCCUGCUCAUCGGGGCGUGCUGGGUCACCUCCGUGCUCCUGGGCGGGCUGCCCAUCAUGGGCUGGAACUGCGUGGGGCGCCUCCUGGAGUGCUCCGCCGUGCUGCCGCUCUACUCCAAGCGAUACAUCCUCUUCGUGGUGACCAUCUUCAGCAUCAUCCUGCUCUCCAUCGUCAUCCUCUACGUGCGCAUCUACCUGAUCGUGCGCUCCAGCCACCGGGAGGCGGCCAGCUCGCCGGCGUACGCCCUGCUGAAGACGGUCACCAUCGUGCUGGGCGUGUUCAUCGUGUGCUGGCUGCCCGCCUUCACCGUGCUGCUGCUGGACACGUCCUGCAGCAUGGCGUCCUGCCCCGUGCUCUCCCGCGCCGACGUCUUCUUCGGCCUGGCCACGCUCAACUCGGCGCUCAACCCGCUCAUCUACACGCUGCGGAGCAAGGACAUGCGCCGCGAGUUCCUGCGGGUGCUGUGCUGCUGGGGGCUGCUCAGGGGCGGGCGGCCGUCCCACAGGUGCGCCGUCCCGCUCAAGAGCUCCAGCUCCCUGGAGCACCACCACCACCACUGCUCCGAGAGGGACGAGCAGCAGAACACGCCCAUCAUGCAGGACUGCACCACCUGCGUCUGACUGUAC